AUGAGAAGGCGAAAUUCACAAAUGGAGGAGGUUGUAAAUCCUGAUUUGAUUGCCGGCACCCGUUUCCAGGUUGCCUUAUUGGCAGGAGGUGCCGCAGGCACAUCAGUAGAUGUUAUUUUAUUCCCAUUAGACACUAUCAAGACUCGGCUUCAGUCGGAGGCAGGUUUUUUCAAGUCUGGCGGAGUCAGGGGAAUCUACUCUGGUCUUUUGUCAGCAGCACUGGGAUCGGCUCCUGGUGCUGCCUUGUUUUUCACAGCGUACGAGUCUACAAAGAAACUGUUCAGCGGACAUUUCAGCAAACAGUUUGAAUCUGUUGGUCAUAUGACAGCUGCUUCUGUUGGGGAGGUAACUGCUUGUCUGGUCAGAGUUCCAGUGGAAGUGGUGAAACAACGAACGCAAGCAUUAAAUACGGGCUCGUCCCUGGCAUCAUUCCGGCUGACUCUACAGUCUGAAGGCCUGAGAGGCUUCUACAGAGGCUACACAAGCACUGUGAUGCGGGAAAUUCCAUUUUCCAUAAUUCAGUUUCCACUUUGGGAAUUCAUGAAAUCUACUUGGUCUGAGAAGUCCGGACAACCAAUCACGGCUUGGCAAUCAUCUGUAUGUGGUGCUAUUGCUGGUGGCACUUCUGCAGCCAUAACUACACCGCUUGAUGUCGUGAAAACAAGAAUUAUCCUGGCCAAGAAGGGCUCCAGCAUUGCCUCGGGGAGCAUACUUUAUGUGCUGAAGCAUGUAGCCCAGGAAAAAGGGAUAAGGGGCCUUUUUUCUGGCAUGGUGCCAAGGGUCAUUUGGAUCUCCAUUGGAGGUUCAGUGUUUCUGGGCGUGUAUGAGAAAGUUAAAAUUACUUUAUCUGAGGUUAUAUGA
This is a messenger RNA of Candidula unifasciata, 861 nucleotides long. The record is from the annotation of a GenBank genome assembly. NCBI's taxonomy places the organism in Eukaryota, Metazoa, Mollusca, Gastropoda, Stylommatophora, Geomitridae.